AGAUCAAAUAGAAAAAUGUCUUUGUCCAGUGCAAUCGCGUGUUUGUGCUGCAUAAUUUUGACAGCGCAAGCUGCCAAAAAGAAUUAUUGUAAGCCAGAUCUGUGCCAUGGCGCUCAACAUGUAGCGUGCUUGACGAAACCGCAAAAACUUUUCAAAGAUGAAUGUAAUUCCGAUGCUGAAAUUAUUCAGCUAAGCAAAGAAGAUAAGGCUUACAUAAUAAAAUCCAUAAAUAAGAUUCGCAAUUAUGUGGCGAACGGUAGCGUAGAAGGUUUUAACAGCGCUUGCAAUAUGACGACCGUCAAGUGGGAUUCCGAACUAGCAUAUAUUGCAAAGAUGAAUGUCCGCGUAUGUUCACAUCACCGUGAUGCCUGCCGCAAUACGGACAAACAUAAAAAUGUUGGACAGACCACGGCUUAUGGAGGAGUCAAGGGUAAAAGCCGUACCCCAAAGCAAUUCAUCAAACGACAUAUUAAAGCUUGGUUUGCACAGUGGAAAUUGGCGACGAUGAAAGACAUUCUGAGAUAUGAUAGUAAAGAAGAUAUUCCACCACACAACUUUUUACAAAUCGUACAUGACAAAGUGCAAAAAAUUGGCUGCGCCUGUCUGAAACAGUCCAAGAAUGGAUGGAUUCAAAACUUUUUCACCUGUAAUUAUGAUGAGGCGCCAAUUAAAGGGCAGGCAGUUUACAAAACUGGUCACCCAGCAGCACAAUGCGUUUCAGGCAAAGAUCAACACUUUAAAUCUCUUUGUAGUGUGGUUGAUAAAGAUGCUGUAGAUACGGUUGAGUCUGAAGCUCCUAACAAUCAGACCCAGAAACCACAGGUUGACGCUCAAAAUAAGCCUGACAAUCAGACCCAGAAACCACAGGUUGACGCUCAAAGUAAGCCAGACAAUCAGACCCAGAAACCACAGGUUGACGCUCAAAAUAAGCCUGACAAUCAGACCCAGAAACCASAGGUUGRCGCUCAAAAUAAGCCUGACAAUCAGACCCAGAAACCAGAGGUUGGCGCUCAAAGUAAGCCUGACAAUCAGACCCAGAAACCAGAGGUUGGCGCUCAAAGUAAGCCUGACAAUCAGACCCAGAACCCACAGGCUGACGCUCAAAAUAAACUUGACAAUCAGGCGCCAAAAAUACUAAGUCGAACUAUUGUGUCAACAAAUGGUGCUAUAGAGAUAAUUAAGCUAAAACCUGGUAUGGCACCAGUUGAAAACGUUGAACGAAAUCUCAAAAUUCAAAGAGCCAUAGAAAAAGAAGCCAAAGAAUGGCGGAAAAAGUUCCUCAGAUUUUUGUCCGAGAUUGAAAAUACUGAGAAAAAAACCAACAAUCGGAAAAUUCAGAUCUUCACCUGGAACCAUCAGGUAGAUAUUUCCUAUAAAAGACCCGAGGAGGACGAAUAACACAUGAGCCCAAGAAGACUCACAGUUGCAAAUAG
Drosophila arizonae is the source of this 1433-nucleotide messenger RNA. Its product is annotated as venom allergen-1. NCBI's taxonomy places the organism in Eukaryota, Metazoa, Arthropoda, Insecta, Diptera, Drosophilidae. The record is from RefSeq and is a predicted model, not a curated record.